CGACCGUGAGCGGCACUCGCUAGAGGCGGCGGCGGCAGCCCGCCCCUCGCUGCAUGGCAGCCCAGUGAGGGAGGAGCGGGCGAGGGUCUGGCGCUGCCCGGAAGCCGAGGGAGCCAGCGCCGGCGGCAGCAGCGCCCGCCGCCUGCCCGCCGGAAUGCGCCCCGCGCUCCGCUGAGGCGCAGCCCCGCAGCGAUGCUCUCCCCCGAGCGCCACCGCCACCACCGCCACCCGCAGCCACCGCAGCCGCCGCCGUCGCCGCACCACCCGCCGCAGCCCAGCCAUGUCGUGGCCACCAUCGAGAACCUGCCGGCGGAGGGCGGCAGCGGCGGCGGCAGGAGCGGCAUCUCCGCACCCUCCUCCAGCGUGCGCCAGAGGAUCAGGAAAGUGUUGAACAGGGAUCUCUUGCUGUCUGUGGCACUUGGCCAAGUACUCUCCCUCCUUAUCUGUGGCAUUGGUCUCACAAGCAAGUAUUUGUCAGAAGAUUUCCAUGCCAACACACCUGUUUUUCAGAGCUUCCUCAAUUAUAUUCUUCUAUUCUUGGUCUACACAACAACACUAGCUGUCAGACAAGGAGAAGAAAAUUUGCUGGCAAUUUUGAAAAGGAGAUGGUGGAAGUACAUGAUCCUGGGAAUAAUAGAUAUAGAAGCCAAUUACUUGGUAGUCAAAGCUUAUCAAUACACCACUCUUACUAGUGUACAGCUCCUAGACUGUUUUGUCAUCCCAGUGGUGAUACUCCUCUCCUGGUUUUUCUUACUGGUACGAUACAAGGCAGUACAUUUCAUUGGAAUUGUGGUCUGCAUUCUGGGCAUGGGUUGCAUGGCAGGAGCAGAUGUCCUCGUUGGGAGACAGCAAGGAGCAGGUGAAAAUAAACUGAUAGGAGAUCUCUUAGUACUGGGUGGAGCAACACUAUACGGCAUCUCAAACGUUUGCGAAGAGUAUAUCGUCCGAAAUCUGAGUCGAGUGGAAUUCCUGGGCAUGAUCGGACUCUUUGGCUCCUUCUUCAGUGGAAUUCAGCUUGCAAUCAUGGAACACAAAGAGCUGUUGAAAGUUCCCUGGGAUUGGCAAAUAGGCUUGUUGUAUGUUGGCUUCAGUGCCUGUAUGUUUGGCCUCUACAGCUUUAUGCCAGUGGUCAUAAAGAAAACUAGUGCUACUGCCGUCAACCUCUCCCUACUCACAGCUGACCUGUACAGCCUCUUCUGUGGAUUAUUCCUCUUCCACUACAAGUUUUCAGGACUUUACUUGUUAUCAUUCUUCACCAUCCUUGUUGGGCUGGUGCUCUACUCCUCCACAUCCACCUAUGUAGCCCAGGAUCCUCGGGUGUACAAGCAGUUUCGAAACCCUUCAGGACCUGUUGUAGACCUGCCAGCAACCGGCCAGCUGGAGCCUUCGGUAACAUACACCAGCCUGGGGCAGGAGACAGAAGAGGAGCCUCAUGUUAGAGUUGCUUAAGCCCAGGGCCGUUGAUCACCUACUGAUGAUUCAGUGGAGCUUGUAUAUCCACUAUCUCUGUAUUGUACAUAGAGAAAGGUAUUUACCAGGUGCAGUUACACCAGUGAGCUGCAAGGUAGCAAAUAAGGAAAGCUCAUAAAAAUACAAAUUACUUGUUCCAGAGUGUUCAUUGCAAGGAGAUGCCGGUCCCUCAUUUACGAUGUGAGCAGCAUGUUUGCAAUACAAACUGCUGUAUAUGAAUCAGUUAAUGUCAAACUAGCUGUGAAAGAUACUCAAUAUCUAAGAUGAAAUUACAUAAAGAAGUUCACAGAAGGGUGUUUCUGCACCCACUGAGCGAUAUUAUGUCUAAGCCACACCAGCUGUGGAAAAGCCGCCUUUUUACAGCAAAUACACUUGUGCAGUCCACUGUUAAUUUCUCUCUAAGAGCUGUUUGCACAAAGUAGAUGGGUUAGUUAUGGUAGCAACAGCUUGACACACUUUUACUAGCUCCUUGGAUCUGGUGAGGGAAAAACAAUUAAUUCCUCUGUAGUAUCUGUUUAGUUGCCCUUUCUAGGUAAUCUGUUCCAUGAAUCCAGAGAAGGGACAACUUACAAUAUCCGUCUCUAUUCUAGGAAUAGGUAUAAGGUGAGCAUUUUAGCCUUUCUAUAUUUGCAGAAGUGAAGUACUCAAGCAUUGACCUCUCUGUGAUCCAUGGCAGAUUUCCUAGCAGCUGAGGUUCUGCAUGAGGUGAUGGGGAGUUAGUUUCUCUGUAGUCGUGACUUAACACGGAUUUCUUACUUUUUAAACUUUAACCUGUAAAGAGAAAACCACAUUUUCUAGUUUCCUAUGUAUUGUACCUCUCCAUGGUAAGAUGACAAACCAUGUGGAUCAGGGCACUCAUUUUAGAUACUCAGUGCAUCGAGGGUGCCUUCUGCUGUUCCAGUUUGCUGAAUCUCCUGUGGUUCACUAUUCUAACAAUAGCUAUUUAGAAAUGUGUCUGCUUUUUUUAACAAAACCCAUGAAUUGUAAAAAUCCAGAAGAUUAAGCAAGGAAUUCAUGAGCAGAAAGUGUGAACCAUCUGCUGGUGUGGCUGCAGUACCACAGAGGCAGUCAUACCAGCAGGGUGCAGCCAGUUAUUUUUCAAGAACUACAAAACUAGCAGAAGAAUUCAGCAGUUUACUUACAUUCCUGGAGACAUGUGAAAACAGUAAUGGUGUGCUCCACAACUGUACUUCUACCCCAAGAGCCUUAUCAGAAUGGGGGAUAUCAGUCACCACCAGAAAGAAUCCAUCUCUACCUGUAUGUUUGCUCUUAUGAGAGCUCAGUUAAAGGAAAUUAUUAUUUCAAUAUCCAUCAUUUAUUUGCAAUUUAAAAUUAAAGAAGGAAGGAAAGGUGAUCUUAGAUCUAACAGAUAGGAGAGGGAUCCAGGAGAGCUCAGUUUUGUUCACAGAUCUGUCACAUCUCUGCAUGAUCCUUGGGCAUGAUUUACCUUCUGUGUGGCUGUUUCCCAAUCUCUAUAGAUGGAAAUAAUCAUAUUUUUACCUACCUCACAGGGGUGCUAUGGGACCAAGUUAUUUUAACCUGCUUCAGGAUCUUCAGAAGGAAGGAGUUUAAGUACACAAUAGCACUGUAAAAGUGUGUAUACAUUCAUUGUAUUUGAAAAUCGAGUUUAUGACAGGGUUGAUGAAUAUUUAGCCUGUGGGCAUAGAAGAUGAAUUUGAUUUGAAUGCUAUUAUGCUGAAGAAGCCUGUCUCAAGUGAAAAUGUAGGGCUUCAUGUUUGAAAAAUACAACUUACCUAUUUCUGUUUUAAAAAGAAAAUCAAUCUGUACUCUGGAGAUUAGAAAGGCCACACAGUUCAACCAAGCAGGAUGAAUUUCUGCUGAGGUAACAUUCAUCUUUUAUAGUCCUGUUCUGCUUUAAUAUAGAAGGGACUUCCCUGAAGCAGACUAGGAGAAGUAUGUAUGCAUAAUAUACAAGAAGUGGCAAAUGCCAGAAUGCUACUGAACAGCAGAAGUAUGUUGUAUCUUAUUCUCACUGUGGAGGAGGAGAUUUCUGUCCCACUGUGUUUAGGCUGCCUGACACCAUCCUGCUGCAGCUGAGGGAAGGGUCUGCAGUAUUCCCAAAUUGUGCCCAAAACUGACCCAAAAGCUUCAGUUAAGAUGGCUUGGGUUUAAACAAAUACAUGAUUUUUUUCCACCCAACCUUCUGUUUAUUUAAUGUUUUUAGCACUGAUGUUUCCAAGGUUUUUACUCUUAAAUCAUUGAGGUUUCAAAUAAAAGAUUCCUACAGAGAAACAAGAGUCUGUGUUCUGGAGAUGUUAAGGAAAGUCUAAAUCCUACAGGAUUAUAAAAAAACUUAAAAACACACAAGAAACAUUAAGGUCAAUAGGGUGGAAGUCCAGGUAGGAAGUGCAUAGUGAGAUGAAGCCCUGAUGCACAGGGGCCAGCAAGCAUCCUUCAGUCAAUCCCUGGGAGAGAUUUGACUUCAGGUGGGUUUUGUACAUUUCCCAGGAGCAGGCGUUCUGGUUAAAACCACCAUGACUCCCUCAGGUACCCAGAACCAAACUGAUGGGAACCUGUCAUUUCAGUCUUUUUUGCUACCUUUAUACCAAUUAAAUACCUUUCUCUGAAUGUUUGUCCCUGUGUUGGUCUGAGAACCUUGAGGAUUGCGUGCGUGUGUGUUUCAUGUUUACAAUUCCUUCCUUUUGCGUAAUUGUUUUGGUUAAUUCCAUUAUUAGUAUUUAUUUUUAAGCCAAAUGUUUGUGGUCCUUCUGCCUCCCCCUCCUCAUUUUUCUGACACUAACUUGUAGAUGUUUGUUAGAGACUUCUCAGAAACAGCAGGGCAGGAGGCAUCUCCCGACCAGGUCACUGGGCUGGGGGUUUCUGCUUACCAGAGUUUGUGAUCCACGAGUGGCUGAGAGGUGCCAUCUGAAGCUAUUUUUACAGGCUAUUUUCAAAGGCUCUGUUGUACAGAAAGAAGUUACGAAUGAUUCGGUGUGUACUCUGCACCCAGCCAGCAUCCCCUGUGAUACUCACGCAGGAGGAGUCUGAUGUACAAAGUGGGGCUGCUUCACUGUCUGUGUCUCCUGUUGAACAAAGUGGAUACUUGGGUUAGCACCAGUGUGCUUGUGCUGGAUGAACCAUCAGUAGUAGAGCUUUACAAGUGACUGUGUUGACUGAAAAACUGAGGUCUAGUAAAGGAAAACAUUACUUCUACCUGCUUGUUUUCUGCAGUUCAAGACCUCAGUGUACACCAGCAAAGGUUCUGCUAUCUAACCGGCAGCUAUCUAACUCUCUGUGUCACAUAGUACGUCUCUAUCUCUGUAUAGCUCCUUGCCUGAACAAACUGAAACUCUUGUUAUACUGCUGGCCUUGAGCAGCCCUUGGCAAGACUGAUGUAAUUUUCUGCUGCUGGAUGAAAACCUUCACUGGGAGACAGACCUUGUCUUUGUUCCAGCUAUAAAGUUUCGAAACACACAAUGAUAGACCAAGCAAUUGAAGAUUUUGCACCACUGUGUCAUAAGAAGUUUCAAUGUAUAGUGUAGAGAUUGCUAACUUGUGCUAUUAACACUUUGACAAGCGUGUAGUAACGUUUUCUUUCCUUUUUUUUUAAGCCAUUUAGUAUUCCUGAGCUAGCUACAAAUACAAAUUUUACCCCAUGGGUAGGAUUUUAUUGUUAAAUGCCAUAAUAAAGCACACUAAUCUUGACAACGCAGAUGGAAAUAUGAACCAAAACUGAACAAACAGAAUCCCAACCCCAAAUCCUGCAUCAAAAAGCUGAACAAACCUUUCUCCAUUUUGAUAUUUGCAUGCACCUAUAUGGACUGGCUGUGGCAAUGUAAUGCCUGUAUAAUGUUUUCAAAUAAAAAUAAAUAAAUGCUUUAUGAAAGCAGG
Molecule: messenger RNA, 5322 nt
Organism: Melopsittacus undulatus (budgerigar)
Lineage: Eukaryota; Metazoa; Chordata; Aves; Psittaciformes; Psittaculidae
Gene: SLC35F1
Product: solute carrier family 35 member F1
Exons: 8
Coding region: 193-1449 (418 amino acids)
Biological process (GO): transmembrane transport
Cellular component (GO): membrane
Molecular function (GO): transmembrane transporter activity
Source: RefSeq, a predicted model, not a curated record